Cuscuta campestris is the source of this 911-nucleotide messenger RNA. The record is from the annotation of a GenBank genome assembly. Lineage: Eukaryota; Viridiplantae; Streptophyta; Magnoliopsida; Solanales; Convolvulaceae.
CACUCCGCUUUCUCCACCAACGUUGCCCCCCAAAAUGUGACGGAACCAAACCCAUGCAGUGGUUAGCUACGGUAUGUGAGUAUUUCCAGUUUUAUGACGUCCCUUUAGUUGAUCGUUUGAACCGUGUGACAUCAAUGUUAGAGGGCUCUCUAUUGGCUUGGUUUAAUUGGCGUAUGCGUGGCGGCUUAAUUGAUGGUUGGGAGGAUUUUGUGGAAAAGUUCAAGAUUCGAUUUGCUCCCUUACAUGCUUUGGAUUAUAUUUCUUUGGCGAAGACAUCAGAAAAGGCUAGAGACACAUUUGUCUACAUGAAGAAAGAUCCUAUCGCAUUCUCCGCCCGGACUGUGGAGGGCAUUGAUGAGUCAAAAGGAUCAAGUACGAGGUUUCAUAUCAAAGACGAUGAUUAUAGCGGGUCUGGCAUCAUUGGCGGGGGUGGUGGUGCCCUUGAUGCAGAUUAUGGUGCUAAUAUUGAGCGUGACGAGCCAUCAAACAAAUUAGAUUCUACUCGCUGUGAAUUAUAUGUGCCACUAAACGCCUCAGUUGGGAUGACAAUUGCAGAGUAUGACGCUCUAGCAAGUAUCACGAAUGUGGCACAUGCAGAUAAGAAGCAAGUGGACAACCUCAUUUCAUUUGAUGACACCAUUAAGAUGUUUGACCUUGUCGAUGUGGUCAAGACGGAGCACCUGGUUUCACCGAGAGCAACUACAUAUGGUAUGCGCCCCGUCUCCUUUUUUCACCACUUUUCUGCAAGAGCCAAGCUGGUUGACGAUUCAAAGAGUGGACUGCUCCUUUGGUUCAACAUUCUGUCUCCGGUCCUAAAGCACGAGUCGGAGCCUCCACCUUGAGGACAAGGAGGGGACCACCUAUCUACACACUACUUCUACUGUAUACAACAAUACAAGGCAUGUAACAUU